Haemonchus placei is the source of this 669-nucleotide messenger RNA. The record is from the annotation of a GenBank genome assembly. NCBI's taxonomy places the organism in Eukaryota, Metazoa, Nematoda, Chromadorea, Rhabditida, Trichostrongylidae.
AUGGCUAAGAAGUAUCCCUUUGAGUUGGAUGGGUUCCAACAGGCGGCAGUUGUUUGCAUGGAAAAAGGCGAAUCGGUUUUUGUUGCUGCUCAUACGUCCGCUGGAAAAACAGUUGUGGCCGAAUAUGCGGUGGCUCUCUGUGAGCAUCAUAAAACUCGGGCUAUUUAUACCUCUCCGAUAAAGGCUUUAUCAAAUCAGAAAUUUCGAGAUUUCAAGAUGAUGUUCACAGAUGUUGGUCUCGUUACGGGUGAUAUUCAACUGUUUCCUGAUGCUUUCUGCCUUAUAAUGACCACAGAGAUCUUGAGAUCGAUGCUUUAUAAUGGAUCCGAGGUGGUCCGAGAUUUGGAGUGGGUAGUGUUCGAUGAAGUUCACUAUAUCAACAACGCCGAAAGAGGGCAUGUUUGGGAAGAGGUACUCAUAAUGCUUCCCUCUCAUGUGAAAAUCGUGAUGUUGUCAGCCACGGUGCCAAACUGCAUUGAGUUCGCUGACUGGGUUGGACGUAUAAAAAACCGCAAAAUUAAUGUGGUAUCAACAUUGAAACGUCCGGUACCCCUGGAACAUUACCUCUAUACAGGACAGGAUGGUAAAACGAAGAAAGAUCUGUUCAAAAUUGUUGACAUGAACGGUAACUGGCAAGAAAUCGGAUAUAGAAAGGCGGCGGAAACUAAG